ACUAUUGCUAGUUCUUUUGGCCAAAAUUGUUGUACUAUUGAUUAAUAAUAUCCUAUGUAUUUUAAGCUUUAUCAUUUUUAUUUUUUACUUUUGCAGUAUAACAGCCACCUAGAAGCUGUUUAUGUUAAAAAUGUCAGCAAAGUCAUAAAUAAAGAUGGUCAAUGAUCAUUAAAUCUGCAAAUGCCGAUAUUCACACAGAUGCAAACACGGCGCAUGCUGUGACCAGCUCGAACCCAAUGCAAAAUCUGCAUGUAGAAAUCUUUCCCCUCAAGAAAUUCACAUUUGCAUUGAUUCCUAUUGAAAUCACUUGGAUUUCGCCAAUUGAUAGUAAAUGUGACCGCACCUUAACCAUAGGCUUCAUUUGAGAUCUAAAUAUGAUCAAAAACAAUACCUAAUAUUUCUAAGUUUUUUUUAUGUUGACCCAUGUUUGCAAACUGGCUGUAUUUUUAUACUGUUUCAAUAAUCAUAACAUUUACAGUGAGUUGAGAUGCGUUCACAUUUGCAGCUUUUCAGCAAAUUUUCACAGGCGAAAUCCAGUCAUUUCAAUAGGAAUCCAUUUCGUACGCAUAUUUCGCAGUAAGUUGCAGAGACACUUUCGUCACUUAACACAAAUUUGCUUGGAUUAAAGUGAUUUUUCUGUGAGUUGUGCUUCAUACAUGGUUCCUGUAUUGUGGACCCUUUUGCCUUCCGUAUGCAACCCUGGACCACAAAACCAGUCUUAAUAAGUAGCACAGAUAGGGCCUAUAUUUGUUGCAAUAGCCAACAAUACUUUGUAUGGGUCAAAAUAAUAGAUUUUUCUUUUAUGCCAAAAAUCAUUAGGUGUUAUUUACAUAAUUAUUAAUCUAUUGCUAUGGAUGUUUAAAAACAAUAGCAGGUUGUGUUGAUUUUCACACAUGCCAUGCAUGGUGUUAUUUAAGAAUCUGCAUAAUAAUAAUAAAAAAAUCAUUAGGGUAUUAAGUAAAGAUAUAAAUUUCCUACCAUAAAUAUAUAAAAACUUAAUUUUUGAUUAAUAUGCAUUGCUAAGGACUUAAUUUGGACAACUUUAAAGGCGAUUUUCUCAAUUUUUUUUUUUUUUUGCACCCUCAGAUUCCAGAUAUUCAAAUCGUUGUAUCUCAGCCAAAUAUUGUCCUAUCCUAACAAACCAUACAUCAACGGAAAGCAUAUUUAUUCAGCUUUCAGAUGCCAUAUAAAUAUCUUGCCAUAUCUCGACCCUUAUGAUUGGUUUGUGGUCCACGGUCACAUAUUUCUCUAAUGUGACCACCAAGCUGGGGUUGAUUAAAAACUUGUUUAUCUAUAAUAAUGAGAGCAUGUAUACCCAAGUAAUAGAAAUACCAAGACAAAGAUUGGUUGUAUUAAUAAUAUGAAUUAAAGAGGAGACCUCACAGCGCUGAUAAAAACUCCUCGUAACAUUGUGUCCCUCUGAGUUCUCAAGUGAUUGCGACGCCCCUGUGAACGCGCGUUGAUCUCGCGCCGCUGUGCAGCCUCGCGCAGACCUCUGAUGACGAGCACACACAGAGGUGGCGAUGGGAUACAGAGAUCCUGGACAUUGUGCGGGCCAUGUCGUGAUGGUUUGAGGGUAAAACAAAGCUCAGGGUGGGCUAAAGUAUGAUCAGUAACCCUCUCACUUUGAGCUCCCUCCACUGAGACUAUGAGGCAAGCAGUAACCGCCACUCUGUCUGUGUGGGGUGAGAGGCGUUUCGGAUACUCCACCCUCAAGGACUCCAGUGAGUCGCUGCUGGACGAGCGCAAGCUGAGACCUGGUCUGAAAGAGGACUCUGUCAUUGAAGAGAAAGAGCGGGCCGAGAAUGAGCAGGAGCAGCUGGAGGCUGUGCUGGGACUUCCAUCCUCUCCUGUGGAGGACACCCACCAAACGGGCAGCACGGAGCUCUCAGACCCCACGCUAGACUGCAAGAAGGGUGGUGGGAUGGAAGCGUCACUAGUGUGUGGUGGGAGGAAGGGUUCACUUGGUGCUUUGCCCAUGCAGCGCUGCAGUUCUCUGGGCACCACGGCUCCACAGUGGGUCCCUGAUUCUCAGGCACCAGCAUGCAUGAAAUGUGGAUCCAAAUUCUCCUUCACCAAAAGACGUCAUCACUGCAGAGCGUGUGGGAAGGUGUUUUGUGUGGUGUGCUGUGACCUCAGAUUCAAGCUGACUCAUCUCGGUGGGAAAGAGGGACGUGUCUGUGUCACCUGUCAUUCAACUUUGAUGAACCGGACGCUUCGCAAGGACCAGAAGAAGGUCUGGUUUGCAGAUAAUCUCCUUCCACGGUCUGAGAGUAGAAGUGCCAACAGCUCUCCCAUUCACAGGAGUGUGUCCCACACAGAGAGGGCUGAGCUCGCUCAGGCGGAAGUAUCUGACCUUAGAGCUGGAGAUGAAGUCAGUGGCAACUCUACAAAACCCACUCCACCCAAGGACCUUCCCCCUAUUCUGACAUCAACAGGGGUCAAAGGAGACUACACUCUGGAGGAGAAGAGAACAGAGUCGUCUCUCUUAGAGGAGCUGGAGAGAGGUCUUGCGGAGCCUCUGGUGUUUGUGCUCAACGCAAACCUGCUGGCCGUUGUCAAGAUUGUCAGCUAUGUGAACCGUCGGUGUUGGUGUGUUAUGUCGAAGGGCAUGCAUGCUGUGGGACAGCCAGAGGUGGUCAUUUUACUGCAGUGUUUGCCUGAAGAGAAGAGAUUCCCGACGGAUAUUUUCAAUCAUUUCAUUCAGAUUUACUGGGAUGCCCAGACAGCAGCAGGAAAGCUUCUAAAUCACCUAAGUCACUCUUUGGUAUCCCGAGGGUUUCUGGGUAAUAACGAGCACGCUGGCUUUCUUUACGUACGUCCAACGUUCCAGUCCCUGGAGGGCCUGCCGUUACCUGCGCCUCCCUUCCUGUUUGGGCUCCUCAUGCUCCGUGCAGAGGCUCCAUGGGCCAAAGCCUUUCCCCUGAGACUCAUGCUGCGUUUAGGAGCGGAGUACAGAUUCUAUCCCUGUCCCUUGUUCAGUGUGCGCUUCAGAGAGCCUCUCUUCGGACCUGUCAACAACAGUAUAAUGAGACUCUUAGUGGAUUUCCGUUUUUACCGUUACACACUGCCAACAGUGCCAGGGCUCGUGGUUGAUCUAGAGGCAAGAAGCACCUGUAUAAGAAUCCCUAAAACACGUCAUCCAGAGCUGCUGAAAGCUCUGAAUAAGUCUAAUGAGAGAGUGCUGGCCCUGGGCGCCUGCUUUAACGAGCAGGCUGACUCUCAUCUCAUUUGCGUGCAGACGACAGAUGGACAGUACCAGACGCAGGCCAUCAGCAUUCACAGCCAGCCACGCAGAGUCACUGGCUCGUGUUUUUUUGUGUUCAGUGGAGCGCUCAAACCUUCAUCAGGGUUCUUGGCCAAGUCCAGCAUUGUGGAAGAUGGUUUGAUGGUGCAGGUAACCAUGGAGGCCAUGGCUGACUUGCGUCGAUCUCUACGGGACAUGAAGGACUUCACAGUCACCUGUGGAAAACUCCCCCCAGCAGAGAGGCAGGAAUAUGUGCACAUUCAGUGGCAGGAUGAAGAGCCGCGCUUCAAUAAAGGCAUCAUCAGCCCCAUCGAUGGCAAGUCUAUGGAGUCUCUCACAAACAUCAAGACCCAUCAGCGCUUGGAAUACAGAGCCAAUGGGAAGCUCAUACGCUGGACAGAGGUGUUUUACUUGCUGAAAGAUCAACAUCCAAAUGGUCUUAAUAACCACACCAGCCAUAACCGUCUGACAGAGCGUCUUGCGCGGGCGUUCUGCCUGGCACUGUGUCAGUCUCUUUGUUUGCUGAAGGAGGAUGGCAUGACCAAACUGGCGCUGAGAGUCAUCCUGGACGGCCAGAAGAUGGAGUUCUUGGCAGGCAGUAACGGGCAGCGCCUUCCAGCUCCGUACCAGGAAUGUCUUAACCAAUCAUUAACGUCCGUGGUGCAGAGUAACUCUCAGUACCAGGGUCUCGCCGCCUGCCAGCUGGAGCUCAUCUUCUAUAUUCUGGAGGACACAUCAUAGAGACGGACCACCCACUGUCACAUGUGCCAACACGCCCAGAAACCUCACGAGCAAAACCUUUGAGUUCAGUAUCAUUUGAGAGUGGAAUGUAGUAGACGUCCUCAUGGGGCAGCUUAUUUUAGUAGUUUAGUCAAUACCCUACUGCUCACUGUGAAAGGGUCUGGGGCUACAACAUCAAAUGGCUUUAAAAACUACUAAUAUCUCUGUCAUCACUAGAGGCCGACCGGAGUAUCAUUUUAGCUGAUCAAUCAACACCAGUAACAGCUCUUGGAAAUAUUGAGUAACGGCAAAAAUGCACUUGCAGAAGCCCGUUUCUGCCUCAGAGUUGUAAAAAUACAAUUCAUGGUAUUACUCAUAACUGCAACCUCGCUAUUGCAAUGAUUUCUAGUUAUUGAUUUCUCGUAAAACUUUAUAUCUCACAGUUUGGAAACAAAAUGCAACCAUUUCUCUCAGUUAUCUCAUGUGUGCAACUUUAUUUCAGCAUCAUAUUUCAAUAUUGUGACUGUUUCUCAUAAUUGUGACUUCUUAUAAUUCGUCAAUUUUUCAUUACUUGUUAUUGCAACUUUAACCUCAUAUCUUGCUAUUGGAACUAUUUAUCUUAAUUGUGAGUUUAUAUCUUGCAGUUGCAGCUUUCUUGUAAUUGCGACUAUUUCUCAUAAUUGUAACUUUAUAUCUCACAAUUGACCCUUCGCAAAGACCCACCCUCCCUUAGUUACUGUUGCUAUGCCCUACAAGCCAUGGCAAUCUCAUCACAGAGCAAAGACAGUGACAAUGUGCUGACCGGUAAGACAGAGCAGGUUACUUUUGGUUUGAAAAAGUCUCAGCUUUCAAAAAAUUGUCAUUUUGUAAGAAAUUCUAACAAUAAAUGCCGUUUUGUGGCUCUUUAACGUGUCGUGACAGAUUGCUGUAUUGCCUCAUUUCAAGCAGCAUGUGAAACAAUCAUCUCUUCCUCUUUACUAGAUAUAGCGCAAAAUAAACAUGAAUGAACAUCAGAAGGCAUCUUGUUUCAACCGCCAUGGCUUGUCGGACAUAGCAACAGUAACGAAGGUGGGCGGGUCUUUGCGACAUGUAAUUUCAGCUAUUUUGCGAUUUCUUUAAUUCUUGUAAAACCAUUUCUCAUAAUUACGACUUUGAAUCUCUUAAUUGCUACUUUAUUUCCACCAGAGUAAAAAAUAACGUAAUUAUGAGUAUUUCUUAUAACCGCAACCUUUAUAUCUUGCUAUUUUGACACUUUCUUUUUUUACUCAAAAUUAUGAUUUUAUUUCCACCUCAGAGCAAAGCAAAGCGUUGUAACUGUCUUAAUUAUGACUAUAUCUCACAGUUGAAACAUUCUAUUAAUUUAAAAAUUUAAAUGCGACUUCAUUUCUUAGAAUCUAAACUUCGCAUCUCACAACUGCAAUUCUCAUAAUUGCAAUUACUUCUCAAUCGCAAAUUCAUAUAUCAAAAUUGCAACAUUUAUGUAAUUGCAACCUUGUGUCUACCAAUUACGAUUAUUUCUCGCAACUGUGACUUCAUGUCUCACAUUUGUGACCGUUUUGUAUAAUUUAUUUAUUUCUCAUAACUGAGACUGAUACAAUACCUCAUAAUUGCAAAUAAAUUUUUCCAAUUUUUUUUUCCUUUAAAAUUUUUCUACUUUUUUUUUUUUUUUAACUUUGAGGCAAAAAUAGGCUUCCAGAUUUUCUAGAGAUCGACCAAAGCCUCCAGUGGAGAAUGCUUGUUUUUUUUGUGCUGUGACUACACUAAAAAACAGAGCCAGACACAAGACAGGACAUGGAUUUAAAUUCUUACAUUAACCAGUAUACUUAUUGACUCAUCUAAGUCGGUACUGCUUUUCAGAGGGUUAAGUCAAAGUUACGCAUUCACAAGAACUUAAAUGUUAACGUUUUCAAUAUUCUGAUACCACAAAACCCAUUAUCGGUUGACCUCUAGUCAUGGCCAAAGGCUCAUCUGUGACAAACUGACGUAGCUGUCUGUAGUACUGUAGUCUGGACUCCUUCUGUAGACCUUGGCUCUUUGAAGGAUUUGAAACUUGAGGCCUGAAACAUGCUGACAAAUCAGGACCAAAGUGCGAUAUGAAACCUGAUUCCAGAGCGAAUGAGAUUUAUGAGCAUGACAUGAUAUUGGAGAGAGACUCUGUUUCUUCUAGUCUUCCACAUGUAGAACUCAUUGUAGCCUUGGCGAUCUCUGUUGUACUUCUCCAUAGAGGCGUGAGGAUGAUUUCCUCCUGAGUCACUGUACAAAAUCCCAUGUAACGCCCCGUUCUCCCAGCUUGCCGAGAGGAGCGCCCUGACCUCUGCCCUACAUUAACGCACACCUGCCUGGAAAAAAAAGCGCUAGGAAUUCAGCCAAACAAAGAUGACGCUUGGAUAAACAGGAGCGAGAAUUAUAUGCACAAACUCUCGUGCACUGUGAGCUCAAAGUCAUUUGUUCCUACACAACCUCGUUGAACUGUCUUCUGACCUCCCUCACACACACACACACACGGCGUAGGAUGCUUGCUCAUCUGGUCUUCCUCUGUUGCUUUUCAGAAACUGAAUGGACUUUUUGUUUACACUCAACAUGCUGCACAUAUUUGAGAUGACAAAUGCAGAUUAUGAAGGAGAAAUGUGGCAUGCACACACUGCGUUUCUUUAUAAAGCGCAUCCGAUUAAAGCUGACCGACUGAAAACAAAACACGAGAAACCACAAGAGCGAAGACGCAGAGGUACUCUUGCAUUCUUGUAAAUGAUUAAAAAGUAUUUUAAUAUGUCAAGC
This is a messenger RNA of Onychostoma macrolepis, 6742 nucleotides long. RefSeq names its product zinc finger, FYVE domain containing 9b (gene zfyve9b). Gene Ontology annotation, molecular function: metal ion binding. Gene Ontology annotation, biological process: endosomal transport; liver development. Gene Ontology annotation, cellular component: endosome; early endosome membrane. The record is from RefSeq and is a predicted model, not a curated record. Bases 1649 to 3988 code for a protein of 779 amino acids. The transcript is spliced from 16 exons. Lineage: Eukaryota; Metazoa; Chordata; Actinopteri; Cypriniformes; Cyprinidae.